This is a messenger RNA of Oncorhynchus keta (chum salmon), 8058 nucleotides long. Its product is annotated as myotubularin-related protein 1. Bases 450 to 2483 code for a protein of 677 amino acids. NCBI's taxonomy places the organism in Eukaryota, Metazoa, Chordata, Actinopteri, Salmoniformes, Salmonidae. The record is from RefSeq and is a predicted model, not a curated record. Gene Ontology annotation, biological process: dephosphorylation. Gene Ontology annotation, molecular function: phosphatidylinositol-3,5-bisphosphate 3-phosphatase activity. The transcript is spliced from 18 exons.
ACAUGUAGUAAGCCUCUUGUGACCUAUUUUUGCAAGAACGCUACAAUGUAAUAACCAUUUAUUGGAUGCAGGCCUCAAAUUUAUCCUCAAUCUAUGUGUUGUUGAAGCUGGUUGGUAAGGAUGUGAGCAUUUUGGGUGAUUAUAAUGGUUCGCCUGGGCAAGGUGUGUGCUGUCCUGCUCCAGGGUUGAGCUCACUGACUGCUUCCUCAAAUCUGCAAAAUAAACACACCGGCUCUAUUUCAUUAACAGAACGAGACUCGGAAGCUAGCGAACAUCCGUAUUCUCUCUCGUGCUGUGAGCUAGCUAGCGGAAGAGUCAGUCUCAUCCGUAUAAAAACAACGUCAAUUCUUAAACACGUUGUCGCCACACAGAUUUGGUCGACAUUCAGAAAGGAAGCAUAUUUGAUCCGUCAUCUAGCGGGAAGGAAACGGGGUUGAGCAGAGACUAAAAUGGAAAAGCACUCGGUUGGAGGAGGAGAUAGCCCUGCGCUGCCAGGAGUACCGAAUCGAAACAACCAGCCACGAACGCUGGCCAACUCUGGAUCGACACAGGCUAGCGUGGAGACAUUGGACAGUCCUACAGGUUCUCAUGUGGAGUGGUGUAAGCAGCUGAUAGCAGCCACCAUCUCCAGCCAGAUAUCAUCCAUAACCCCAGACACUGCAUCCAGAGACUUCAAGGUUGGGAGAAGGACAGAUCUCCCAAGGGUGUCCAAGAGGCCUGUUUUCAGGGCUCUCAGAGACGGAACCAAGCAGGUCCAGAUGGACGAGGUUCCACUGGUUCCGGGAGAGACCAUCAAGGCUGUGGCCAAGGAUGUGAUGUACAUCUGUCCCUUCACUGGCUUGGUGACAGGAACCCUCACCAGCACUGACUAUAAACUAUACUUUAUCAGCCUGGAGAGGGAUACUCCCUUCAUCCUGGAUGUGAACCUGGGAGCGAUCAGUCGUCUCGAGACCAUCAGUGUCCAGAGUCAUGGAGAGAACACACAGGGCAUGGAGAUAGUCUGUAAGGACAUGCGUAGUCCCCGGUUUGCCUAUAAGAAGGAGGACGCCAGCCAACCAGAGAUAGUGGAGGUUUUAACAAAACACACCUUCCCCCUAUCAAAUGGCCUGCCCUUGUUUGCCUUCCUGUAUAAGGAGAAGUUUCUUGUGGACGGAUGGAAGGUGUACGAUCCCAUAUCUGAGUACAAGAGACAGGGUCUUCCCAACGAGAGUUGGGCCAUCAGUAAGAUGAACAGUAGUUAUGAGGUGUGUGACACCUACCCUGCCCUGCUGGUCAUCCCCACGAGCAUCAAGGACGACGACCUCAAACGAGUUGUGGCCUUCAGGGCCAGGCACCGCAUACCGGUAUUGUCAUGGAUCCACCCGGAGAGCCAGGCCACUAUAGUGCGUAGCAGUCAGCCUUUAGUGGGACCCUCUGACCGGCGCUGUAAGGAGGACGAAAGAUACCUCCAGACCAUCAUGGAUGCUAACGCACAGUCUCACAAACUCACCAUAUUUGACGCCCGACAGAGCAGCGUGGCAGACAACAACAAGGCUAAAGAUGGUGGUUAUGAGAGUGAGAGUUUCUAUCCCAACGUGGAACUCAACUUCCUGGAGAUCCCCAACAUCCACGUGAUGAGGGAGUCACUGAGGAAACUGAAAGAAGUGGUCUACCCUAGUACAGACGAGGCCCACUGGCACUCUGCAGUCGACCAGACACACUGGCUAGAGUACAUGCGGGUCCUCCUUGCGGGUGCAGUGCGUAUAGCUGACAAGCUGGAGUCUGGUAAAACCUCUGUGGUGGUCCACUGUAGUGAUGGGUGGGACCGGACAGCCCAGCUCACCUCUCUGGCCAUGCUGAUGCUGGACAGCCACUACCGCACCCUCAGGGGCUUCCAGGUACUGCUGGAGAAGGAGUGGAUCAGCUUCGGACACAAGUUCGCCGCGCGUGUGGGCCAUGGGGAUGAGAAUCAUGCCAACUCGGAGAGAUCACCUCUCUUCAUCCAAUUUAUAGACUGUGUCUGGCAGAUGACCCGACAGUUCCCUGCAGCAUUUGAGUUCAAUGAGUUGUUCCUAAUCACCAUUCUGGACCACCUCUACAGCUGCCUCUUUGGUACGUUCCUCUACAACAGCGAACAGGAGAGAGUCGUCAAUGAAGUCCAGACCAAGACAGUCUCUUUAUGGUCCUACAUCAACAGUCAACCAGAGGACUUCACCAACCCGUUCUAUGUGGACUAUGAGCACCACGUCCUGUACCCUCUGGCUAGUGUUCGACACCUGGAGCUGUGGACCGGGUAUUACGUGCGAUGGAACCCCCGUAUGAGGCCGCAGAUGCCAGUGCACCAGAACCUGAAGGAGUUGUUGUUCCUGAAAGCUGAGUUACAGAGGAAGGUUGAAGAGUUACAGAGAGAAGCAUCUUCAUCACACGGCUCUCUUUCCUCUUCAUCAGAACACACAUCAUCACCCUCGCACAGCGGGGGAACGCCCCUACACACCACCGUCUGAAUACACACACAUACCCCUACCAACACAUUUGUCUUUGUAUUCCCCAAGUGUUUUUAUCAUAGAGACAAUAAGUACACACUUGUAACAAAGUUUUGUUCUUGGUUGUAUUCAAAUAAGAGAAAAGAUAUAGGGUAAUGUAAUUGUUGAAAGAAAUAUUACAGUAUUAAGAGAAAUGCACCAUAAUAUUUUGUCGAACGUUGAAAGUGUAAAUAUAAAUAGAUGUAACUAAUAUAUUUAUACCUACCAAAAGUAUACUCUUUAAGAAUGACAACAAUUUCUAAUUGAAUUGAAUUCAUAGUUCUAAACUAUCAAUAGCACUUCUCAACUGCCACAUUCCAGUAAGCAUGUAUUAUCAACUCAAUGGCAGCCUAUUCCCUAUAGGUCCCGGUCAAAAGUAGUGCACUAUGUCGGGAAUAGGGUGCCAUUUGGAGUGUAGACUGAAUAAGAUCUCUAUCUCUCUGUACUAACUUAACCUGAUCCAGCUGUGCCAUAACUAUUCCUCUGUAAUAUAAUGUGCCCCCCCCCCCCUCUUCCUGUCCGUCCAUUUAAUGUGCCCUGACUGGAGGUUUACCUUUUUGCGUAUGUUGUGUUCCUAUCAACACGUUCCAUUGAAAGUCUGUGCACGUGUUUGUUUUUUUAACGUCAUUUUUUCCCCUAUUCAAUGUGUUUCAUUUCUAUGCAAUGGUGAUAUCCAUAUGAUCUGUAUUAUAUAUUGUAUUCUUGUUAUCUUUGGUAUUCCUUUGUGACUUUUCUUUCAUUGUGGUGACGCCAAGUCCUUAUUUUAGGUUACCAUUUGCACCGAGAUGCUCUCCUUGCCCUCUGCCGACGUUAAUCAAUGGUAAUGUGGUCUGAGCUCAUAUCCCCUUUGUGGCUUUGAAGACACACUGCAGCAAUACUGACAUCCUGUGAUACCCAUAUCCUUUUCCUUGAGGAUUAGAUCAAUAUCAUUUAAUAUCAUUUAAGUCUAACUAACCUUAAUGUCUUCGAUAUUGUGUAUGGUUCCUACUGUAUUAUGGUGGUUGUAGCUGUUUCCUGUGUCAUGUGAUGGUUAUAACCACUGUUUCCUGUGUCAAGUUUAUGUUCUCAUUACUGUGCUGCAACUUCAUUGAACUUUUCUGUGGUAAAUGUGAUUAUUUUCCAAUUAUUGUAACCUAUUGUUUUUCUCUUAGUUAUUUUUUUGGGUUGACAUGGUCAAAUAACUUAAGAAUAGAUUGGUAACAAAUGUUCUAAUUUGGCACACAAAACCUAGAGGCCAUGAGUAACUUGAUAAAUAAAUAAAACAUGUCAUCAACUGGCCUAUAGGUGGCGCUGUUAUAAGCAGUCUCACUUACCCCCUCAUAUCCAUCGCCCCGUUUGACCUAGAGACUUGAAACAUUGUACAUAGGUGAACAAAUUUGCUUCAAGGACCCAUAAGGUCAGGAUUGAUUUUCCUCCAUCUUGAAAAUGUACAAAAAACACCAAAUUCGGUAUGUAGGCCCAUCUUUUAACUUCGCGUGAGAAACGCUAAAGUACAUUGCGUCAAACUCAUUCCACGGAGGGCUGAGUGUCGGCAGGUUUUCGCUCCACCCUUGUACUUGAUUGAUGAAUUAAGAUCACUAAUUAAGGGGCGGCAGGUGGUUAGAGCGUGGGGCCAGUAAUUGAAAGGUUGCUGGAUCGAAUCCCGAGCUCACAAGGUAAAAAUCAGUCGUUCUGCUGGUGAGCAAGGCAGUUGAAGACGUGGACGUGGAUGUCUAGGCAGCCCCACCGCACCUCUGAUUCAGAUGGGUUGGGUUAAAUGCGGAAGACACAUUUCAGUUGAAUACAUUGUUGGACAACUGACUCGGAAUCCCUCUUUCCCUUUAUUAAGGAACCUGGUGGUCUUAAUUGAAAGGAAAAACCUGCAGACACUCGGCCCUCUGUUUGAUACCCCUGAUUGGUUAAGAGAUGGCUGAGUUAUUGAUAAAUCAGGAAAUUUGAUUUGACCUGUCUAUUUAUUUAUUUUCCUUUGUAAAUCCACUCCACAAUUGCCUGGAAUCAAAUGGAAAUGUUAAGUUUGGCAUUGAAAUUUAAAAAAGGAAACUUAACCAUUUAAAUGUUUAACUAUAUGCAUCAAAUAAUCAUAAAUCUUCUCAUGGACUAAAUGUCAGAAACUCAAUUUGGUAUUUGGACUCAUCACAAUAGUGCCUACGGAGUUUGAGAAAUAGUAUUAGCACAUAUUGUAAUAUGCUAAAAAAUACUUAAAAUCUUCUUCUGAACUAUAUGACUAAAUGACACCAAAUUGAAUGUAGGCCCAUAGUUUGAGAAAAGCUAAGGAAUUGGUCAAUAGAUGGCUGAGUUAUUGACAAAUCAAAAAUCUGAUUUUAUGUGUACAUUCAACUUGAAACUUGUCACUAUUUUGGUAUUCAUAUCUUAAUUUGGUAUUUAUAUUUUUAAAAACAAGGAAACUAUUAAUAGCAAAUAUUUAUUGAAUAUUCAAAACAUACAAUAUACUUGCAAGUGAAGCCGCUCAACAACUACAUCAUACCAGUCAUCCAACAGACUCCCAUUCAGAGCGACACAGAAGCAUCCAGGAUCAAUGCCCUGCUCAAGGGCACGUUGGCCGAUCUACCGCCAGGCCAAAAACUGAACCAGAACCCUCCCAAGAUUUCCCCCCCCCUCCCCCACAGUUACCCAAUAGCUGUCCCUCAACCAUUCGAGACCCCUCCCAAGAACUACAAUUAAUUCCAUUCCCACCUCCAAGAAUCCCCCAAUAACCAAGAGAAUGAACUCGAGAGAAAAAAAGGAAACGACAGAAGCAAACAACGCAAAAAAUAUAAUAAAACCAAAUAAUACAUUUAAAACAAAGGACAUCAAGGACAACUAAAAUCAUAACAGCAAUACCAACUGUAUAUGUUUGUGUGUGUUCUUGUAUGUGUUUAUUUGAAUGAGAGUGUGUAUAUGCAUGUGGACAAACACCUGCGUGGCAUCAGCCUCAGGCUGAUUCAAAUGUACUUUUUAUUAUGUUUCGAUUAUUUUAUGCCCCAAAUAUUCAACAUUUUGUUGGUGGCAAGAUUCUUUGCAGAUGUAACACUAAUGCUCAGAAUCAUCUGCAAUCAUAUUCUCAUGAACCGUAAUGGCAGAUUCACUCAAGAUGUUGUAUUUACAUCAUUACAUCAGUCUAAAUGGUUUUCACUAAAAAUAGUUGCAGUAUUCAGAUAUGGCCACACUGUACAUAUAGACGCACAUAUGCUAAUGCGAAAAAUACUUCCUUUUUUUUUUGCCGGCUGUUCGCACACAUCAAAAUGUUUCUUGAGGCAAGUCAGUCUGGUAGCCGAAGUCUACGCCCAUUGAUGGUCAACAGUACUACUCGUAGUAGGAGUGGGAACUAUGGAUGGGAUUCUUCAAUUAAGUGUUUUUUAUUCAAUGAGAGACAACUAGUUUUCAUGAGAAAAAAAUCACUUGAUAAAUACUGCACCAAACAUCCUAGUUAGAUGUACAAUUGCACGACUAAGACCAAAAAUGUCAACAUUAAUUACAGAAUUCUUGAUUUAUCUUAGAUUAAUUCAGACUUUUUUGAGGAAGUGUAUACUGGCUAUGUUGUUGCUAUGGCGUCUGAAGAGGGACAAACAGUAAUAUUGCAGCUUCACUCGUUUUUCAAGCAAAUGUCUUUUGGGGGCGUAUGCCAGUCACCGGAGUUGGCUUCGCCCACACCAGGGCUAUAAGAAAUGAACCGAUGGACAUGGGGCCAUGGAAUUUGGUAUUUAAACCGUAUGUAUAUGGGCCUUAGAAGCUAUGUGAAUAUUAAUUCACUGCUACCUUUAAAACAUAUAUAUUUUUAUUGAACAUUUAUCUAAAUAGGCAAGUCAUUAAGAGCGAAGUCUUAUUUACAAUGAUGACCAGCUAAACCUGGACGACGCUGCGGGUUGUGAUAUCACGGCCAGGUGUGAUACAGCCUGGACCUUAGUUGGCUGCACCAGACCAGUUGUUGGGACUAUAGAUGUCAGUGGCACCAUUGGAUACUAGAGCAAUAACUAUUGGUCAGGUGGACUUUGCCUCAUAAAAAUGUGUUAGAUUUCAAUUAUGCAGACAAACAAUGUGAAAUAUUGCAUAUUGUUGCCAUAAUACGUGGGUGGAACAUAGCCAAACCCUCCCCUAACCCGGAUUUAGCUGGGCAUAUUGUGCGACGCCUCAUGGGUCUCCCGGUCACGUCCGGCUGUGAGGGGGUAUGAUCUUUAACCCUCUUUCUCACUCAUCAUAAUUUUUUUAUUCAUUCAGGAUUAUCCGUAAUCAUGGUAGCAUCCACAUGAAUUUGGAUUAGAAAUAUUUACUGUUCUUAUUUAUAAUAAAAGUGACUCAAAUUACAAUUACACUUACCAUACAUUUCUAUUGGGCACAAAAUAAUCUGAAACACAACCAAAAUGAACUCACAAGCUAGAUGUAGCCAUUGCCUCCUAGGAAUAUGGGAUCAAAUGCUAAACCUUUGACUACUUUAUUGAUAAGCAUAUUUAGAAUUAAUUAUUGCUCAUCCUUAUCGAGGGUGUCAAUCAUUUCAAACCCCACUGUGUAUAAACUAUUUAGUUUAUUUUACUUUUAACUAAAAUGUUUUGAAGGAUUACCUGUUGCAUUCAAAGAUAACCAACCUACAGUACUAGACUAAACUUUACUUAGCUCAGUUGGUAGAGCAUGGCGCUUGUAACGCCAGGGUAGUGAGUUCGAUUCCCGGGACCACCCAUACGUAGAAUGUAUGCACACAUGACUGUAAGUCGCUUUGGAUAAAAGUGUCUGCUAAAUGGCAUAUAUUAUUAUUAUAUUAUUACUUGCAUCAUCCUUGUGGUAUUGAGAGAUAAACAUGGUAAUGCUUUCACUGAUUGAACAUAAAGUAAAUCAGGGAUCAUCAACUAGAUUCAGCUGCGGUCUGAUUUUUUUCUUGAGCAGAUGGUCACAGAUACUUUAUAAAUUGCCCGCAAGAAGGCCAAAAAAAUAUAAUACUUGACUAAAACAUAAUUUCAAACUUAGCUUACAAUUGUAUACGAUCACAUGUUAUGCUUGGGAAUAAUUAUAAUUAUGCUUCCAUAAUUAUAAUCACUUGGAGCUGAUUUGGUGUUUAUUUUAUGUCCAACAAUACAAAUGAAAUAAAACAUUUUUCUCAGAAAACUUGGGGGACCACAUAAAAUCACCUACGGGUCAAAUUUAGCCUGCGGGCCACCAGAUGGGGAACCCUGUCCUACAUGAUGGAGUGAUUGCUUUGUUAUCCAACUGAUCUUGUGUCUUUCCUGUCAUCCUGUGAACCCCGAUCAUUGCUGCUCACAGAUUUUUUUGCCAUGUGUUUAUUUUUCAGUCAUCUAACAUGUCAAGUAUUCGGUAUUAUCCUUUGGUGCUUCUGUGAAUACUCUAAAUGAAUCCCAACCCCCUUGGAAACAUGUCAUAUCUGCAUAUGAAGUAGCCUGAGUGCCUGUCUGUUUGUGUUAUCAUGCCUACUCCCUGUUACACCAAACUGUUUGUCUUGCCAACAACAGCAAUGGAGUUGGCAAGAACAGAAACAGACUUGCACCCAGUCCAGUGUUUGAGCCAUUGUCAAUAAAAACCUUCAGACAUUCCACAGAUAUAAAAAAUGAAA